AAAAAACUCUGCCUGCCGGUUGGAGCUUGACUGGAGGGUUUCUCUGCCUGGUGUGGCAUUCACAUCCUAACGCUCAUGUUGUAACAUCCAGCAUCGCUUGGCUUCCCCUGCGCACUGGCCUGAAUCCAGGGAUCUGAAGUGGACGGGACGGACUGAGAGACAGACUGCAUGUGUGCUGGAGAGAGAUAAAGGAGCGUAGAAGUAGAAGGAAAGAACACAACGGUCCAGGGAGAGAAGAAAGACAAGAGUCAGAUCAAGAAAAGUGAAGAUUGAUCAACUGAUUGUACACUAAAAGUCCACCAGCAUGGCAGCCAUGGAAGCACUGGAGUACGAAAGUGACCCGUUAAAGUCUAAGACCCUCACAGAGAUCUCAGACGACGAGGUCAACCUCCCCCCUUCGGAUGACGAAGACGAUGCUCUGGCUGCAGCCAAGAAAGAGCUGUCCACCUUGGGCACAGAGGGGGAAGCCGCAGAAGAUAAAGAUGAAGCCUCCAAAGGGGACCAGCAAGUAAACGGGGUCAUGGUUCUAACUUUACUUGACAAGAUCAUUGGUGCGGUGGACAAGAUCCAGCAGACCCAGACUGGGCUGGAGGCCAGGCAGCAGGACAUGGAACGGUCGGUGACCAGCAUCCAGGGCGAGCUCACGAAACUCACUAAGAGCCACAGCACCACAUCCAACAGCGUCAACAAGAUGAUGGAGAAGGUGCGGAAGGUGAGCGUCAACGUCAAGACGGUGAGGGCCACCCUGGAGAAGCAAGGAGGGCAGAUCAAGAAGCUGGAGAACAACGAGGCCGAGCUGCUCAAGAGACGCAACUUUAAAGUCAUGAUCUACCAGGAUGAAGUGAAGGUUCCCUCCAAACUCAGCGUCUCCAAAUCAAUGAAGGUCUCUGAGUCAGUGUCAGGGAGCAGAGGAGGCAGCCUGCUCGAGCUCAAAGAAGCUGACGAGGAGCCAACAGGGGAGGGAGGAGAGUUAGAGAAGGCCGACAAACCCCAAAUAGACCUCUCGUCUGACGAGGAGGGAGCCGUGGUCGAGGAUGUCAUCGAGGAAACUCGUGCCGAACGCAUCAAACGCAGCAGUCUGCAGCGCGUACAGAACCUGAAGACCGUCUUCUCGAAGGAGAAGAUGGAUAAGACCAAAGCCAAGACCAAACAGAACCUGGAGAAGACCAAACAGAAAGCCAAGGAGAACCUGGAGCAGACGAGGCAGAAGACGAAAGAUAACCUGGAAAAGACCAAGCAGAAAACCAAGGAGAACAUCGAGAGGACCAAGCAGAAGACAAGAGAGAACCUGGAGAGGACUCGCCACAACAUCGAGAAGAAGAUGGGAAAGCUUGGGAACCGUAUCAGCGUCACCGCUGAGCGCAAACAGAAGAUGCAGACAUCCCGUGACAAGGUGAAGAAGGCCUUUACACCAGACCAUGUGGUUUACGCCCGGUCCAAGACUGCUGUGUACAAGGUGCCUCCCUUCACCUUCCACGUCAAGAAGAUCCGUGACGGCGAGGUCGAGGUCCUCCAGGGCACCGAGAUGGUCGAGGUGUCCCCGGAGGAUCCCAUCAGCGGAGUGGACGGGGAGGUCGAGGAGGGCGCAGUGGAGGUGGAGAUGGAGAUGAUGAAUGGUGGAGGGGAUGAGGAAGAGGCGGAGGAGGAAGAUGAGGAGGAGGACAGCCAAGACGUCCUGCAGGAGCAUGAAGACAGAGAUAGAGACAGCGACUAGAGAGAAAGAAUGAGAGAUUUACCAACCUCCCUGAAAUUAUCCUUCACAACAACCCUGAGAUUCUUUCUAAAAGAGUAGUCUGGUCUUAAGAUUUUGGCCAUAUUUUCUAUAAAUUAUGCUAACUUUUAAGUUGAAGAUAAGUAUUUGUUGAGAUCUGGGAACACGAUGUAACCGCAUCUGUUUUAACAGAUGAUCCAAAAAGAAUCAACUGGCAAAGACGCCCAUUAGUUAGGAAAGCUCCAGGACUGAUUGAUGCCAACUGAAAUGGUCCAAACUGUUUUGAUCUAACAUGGGAUCUUAGUAUUAGCGGGUAAACAUUGUGAAGAUGGAUUUCUGAGUGCAGCUGAUAUAAGCAGUGCUAGCACUGUCUGUCUUCGAUCUUUUUACUGCUAGACGUUCACAUUUAUAUCACAAAGUGCUGUUUCUCAAGUACUGUACCCAAGUGAUAAUAGAAGAGUUAAACCUGUCAUGAUCUGCAUGCAAACAUCUCCCCCUUUACUGGAUCUAAAUACAAACUGUUCCGACAAGAUGCUAGAGAUGCUUCCAUUUCAUCUACAUCUACAUGUAGAUGUUGGAGCAUUGUGGCAGUAAAUGGAAGCUGCAGGCGUACACAGUUUUUCUUUAGUUAAGUCAAAGCAUCUGACAAGGAUUGCUGACCUGUGGACAGUUGUAUUAUGCCCAGUAAACAAAAGCAAGGCUUUAUGAGUCAAUCCAGCCCUGUCCAGGGUAAGACUAACAAAUAGCUUCUUAUUUAGUACUGUUUUGCCACUUCCUGGUAUGAUCUCAUCCACGAAUGACACACCAUGACUUCCUCUGAACUCAACGUCUUGAAUUGUCAUUUCAGUCCAACCGGUACCCCACAAGAAUUAUUAGCCAAACAUUUAGUCCUCUAAAAGCAUGUUUGUGACAAAAUGAGGGCGAAAAGCUGUUGAAAAGCACCGCUAGCAUCUUAGGUCAAGUCAGGUGUGGGAGCAUAUGCCGAUUUGUCGUUUUGCCACAUCCAACUUGGUCCACUCUGGCCUCCUCAUGGCCAUUGUCCAGGCAAAGAGUUAUUCCCAUAAGUUUCCCAUUUUUGUUCCCAGAUCUCAGCAGUAAACUUCAAACAGGGUUACCAUAAUAAAUGGAAAGAUGGCCAAAAAACAUCAAAAGACCAAAUUUGGGGGAUAAAAAAGAUCACUUAGCAUCUUAAGGUUUUAAAAAAUAUUUCUAAAUAAAAUCCUCCUGAUAUUUGCUAAAGCACUUCAAGUGUAUUUUAAAGUCUGUUUGUGUUGGGAUGGAGUAGGUGUUCAUGAUAUUAGAAAAGAGAGGGAGGGGUAGAGAUGAACAUGAGAACCAUUGUAAGAAAAUUUAACUUGUCCAUGUUCCUUCAUUUUUUAAAUCAAAGUGCAAACCACUCACCGAAGUGGAACCAGAAUACACAAAAGUAUCGUCAUCCUGUUCACUGCAUUAUAUUCUUAUGUGUUGAAAAUAAUUUGUUACAUGUUGAAGCUUAUUUUACAUUUCAACGACACAAAUCUGUUCCUUUGACUCAUUCAUUCAUAGUUGGGCUGUCUAAUCAUGUUACUCUGCUUUUACUCAUUAUCUAGCACAUUGAUUCUGUUGUCAGUCUAGUUUUUUGGAGCUCACAGUUGAAUAUUUGUGUAUGAUUUUUGUAUGUGAUCACACGUUACACAAGCCUGAUGUCAUCUCCUCAUUAGGAGCCUCGUAGUCGACCUUUCAGCUGCUUUUUCUUUCGUUUCACUGCCAGUUUUCCCCAAAACUAACCAGCGCCGAUGAAAAUGAAGGUCUGCAGAAACACAGAGCAGAGAAAGCUCAUUCAUAGGUCCAUUUCAUUACACUCACUGCUAGUAUUCACGCUUUCAUCCUUGUUUUUUGUGCUAUUUAAAGAUUUGUAUAACUGAGAUAAGGACCAACUCUUCAAACUUUUGGUAGAACUCACUGUGACUCUCCGGUCCAGUUUAUGUGCAGAACAAAGUCUCCAAACAUGACUGUUAUUCCUGCAGUGUGACACUGCCCCCUAGUGUCCAGUCAUCUCACUAUCGGUCUAAAUUAAAGGUGCAUUUCACCUAAUGUGUUACUGCUCUUUUUAAAACGAUCUUUUUUUAUCAAAAAUGUCCACAUUUGUGUCAUGUUUUUAGAGUAAUGAGAUGUAAAAAUAUGUUUUAUAUAGUCACCGCUCCUGGUGGUUUAUUAUAAGUGCCUUGCAAGAAUUAAUUCAAGAACUAAUGUUUGAAAUUCUUGAUUGUUCUGCUCUGACUGCAUUUUUAAAGCACAUUCAAGACAAAUUUGCAUUCUUUUAUACAUCUAUAAAAACAAAUUACAGCAAAGGCAGCAGGCCUUAAACACAGGCAGAUUUAACACAGCAAAUGUAGGUAAAUGCAUGGGGCUUCAUGCACCAAAAAGCCUUAAAGCAAAGGUAAAUGUGCAUUACAUGUUAAGUGCACAUUAAACACAGUCCCAAAAACACAGAUUUGUAUUUUGAAUGUAAAUAAGGUGCUAAUAUUGCAUAAAGUAGCAGAAAAAUAGAGUUUAUGUCCCAAUUCAUCUUCAUAUCACAACCUAGAGCAAUGUAGAUCUUUACAGAAAUAUCAAAUCUAUAAAAUAGAGGAUAUCUAUGUUAAAAUCAAAUAAGUUCUGAAAUAAUGAUAUGUGGCAGAGGAACUGUUGUCACACCUAAAGUGCACACACUUUUUUAAAGUUAGGCUCUUGAGAUGCGGAGGUACAUUCAACCAACGGUUUCCUGAACUUUUAGUUCCAGGAACUUCUCUUUAAGGAGCUUAAAUGGUUCCUGUGUCCAACUGUUGUCUGCAUUUCCACCGGGGUCUAAAGUCCCAGGAUCAUAAGCCAAAUCAGGCAUACUGAUAAGUUUCAGGAGGAAAUAAUAAAUCUGAUUAUUUACUAGUUCUAGCAGGGGCGUAGCUAGGGAUUUUGGGCCCCCAGAAAGAAUAGUACACAGGGCCCCCCUUAACCAGAUUGCCAAGCAACAAAUGUUAGAUCAUUUUUACAAAUAUCUCUAUAUUUUAAUGUAUUUUUGACCAUAAUUUCUCUAUUUAUGAGCAAUAAUUUUACUAUAGUUAAAUUAAAUUUACUAGCAUUAUUUUUCAGUGCUGGACAUUUGGACAUUUUUUAGGGAGGAGCAGCCCACCCCCACCCCCAGUACUUUAUUUUAUACUAUUCAAUAUAAAUUUCAGUCUGCUGAAAAUAAAUAAAAACACACUUUUCAUUGCAGACAUCUCAAGCCGCCCCCUUUUCUAUUAGCAGAAAGUGUAUUUGGAGUUCUAAUUUUAUUGACAUAUUUGUGAUUUGCACAGUUUUUUUUUUUUUUUUACAAGGAUGCACAAUAUUAUCAGUAUGAUAUCUGUAAAUGCAGAUAUGAACAUUUCUGCUAGUAUUUUGGCUAUAAGAAUCUGCCCAGAGCAGCUGAAUAUAUCAGCCUUAUGAACAAAUAAAUAAGCUUGUCUUUUUUCUUUAUUCAUCAUCAUUCCUCACACUUUUAAGUCUGUUUAAAUGACCUUUAAUAUGUUCUCAAAGUUUAAAGUGUGUGUUUGGAAGACUGGCAUUUUAGGUUUGAACCACAUUUAAAUAUUGGUAUCAGCUAAAACUAAAUUGUAAAUGUGGGCAAUCAGAUAUCAGCAAUAGUACAAGGAACAGAUUUUAUUUUGAAAGGCACCUUCAUAUGAUCCUACACUUGAUCCAAACAAGGCAAAUGGAUUUGGUUGUUUUGUCUCACCUCAGAAAAAGCUUCAACUCAAAACUUGACAAGGACCAGAUAUGUUCGAAAAACUAAGGAUGCACGAUAUUUGAUUUUUGCCGAUAUUCGAUGUGCCGAUGAUCUCAGCUUAACCCAUAUCAAUACUGACUUAUACACACCUAAUUUUUAUUGUAAAAAAUCAAAAAAGGUGAGGCUGAGUCAAUCAGAGCUGAGUGUGGUGGUGGUUUUAAGCUCGGGGCCUCUUUUGAACUGUUCAGGGACUUCUUACUUGAAUGUGUGCCGUCAUAAACAAGAAGUUACCGAUGCUGCAGUUGUACAUUUUACCAAUUUUUAAAGGUGAUCUAUGAUUUUUACUGCCGAUGGGAACGGCAAAUAAAUGGGCUGUAAAUAUUGGCAGAAAUGUUCAUAUUUGCUGAGACUAUCUAACUAUUAAAGCAAAUAUCUGCUGGUACCGAUAUCAUGCCUGACAAUAUUGUACACGUCUAUUGUUGACCAUAAGAAUUUGGGCACAAGAGUCAUUGGUAUUGUCGUUGAUCUAGUAACCAAUCAGAAUCAUUCAGUACUGCAGCCCCACCUCCUAAAGUUCCUGGGCCUUUGAGAAGUACAAAUCCCUGAGCAGGGGCUCUACAAAGUUGGAUUUUUUACCCCAGACAUAAAAGCAGACCAGAGUUCCUGAGGUCAAAAAGCCCCUAAUGUUAUCAGAUUAGAGACGAUGAGCAAGGACCAGUUGCUCACCUUUGGGUUUAUCCUACAGUUCUGUAAUUAUGUGACUUUGUUGACUGAAAUGAAUUCUUCUAUAGCUGUGAUUGCUUUAAGAAAAGUGUAGAAAAGCCUUUAAUUGCUCUUAACUUGAAGCACACUGACGGAGAAAUCCACCUACAUAGAUCAGCAGUCGAUCAAAGAGGAAGAAAAGAGUUUGUGGUGAUAAAAAUAUUACCAAAGAUCACAGCACUACCGUAUUUUACUGUCAAAGUUAAGCUUCUAUCUCAAACACGUCACAGUUUCUUCUUUUUUGUAUAUAAUGUGAAUCACUGCCGAUGCAGAUCAUCAUAUCUACCAGAGAGCCUCUUGCCUUCCAGUGCCUGCUCCUUUUCUUCAUUUUUAUCAGCAAAAUUAUUUUACUGUUUGCACAGAUUUACUGUGCAGCGCGUGUAUCAACACUCCUACAUGUAAAACAAUGAUGAAAUAUUGUAGAUUCUUAAUGCACAUUUAGUGAUUCUCAUGGUGUUUUUAUGCUCAGCCUUUAAAGAGAUGUACCGAUGUCUGUCAGAGCAGUAACAACCUGCAGCCGUGCCGAGGCCUGAAACAGCCGAGCACAAAAUGUAGUUCACACUUUCUUUGCUUUUGUUUUGUUGGAAACUGUUUCCUGUUUAAUGUUUCAUUGCUUAACCACUAAUGAUUUGAUUAAUAAAAGCUAUUUGGUUCACA
Molecule: messenger RNA, 6854 nt
Organism: Cheilinus undulatus (humphead wrasse)
Lineage: Eukaryota; Metazoa; Chordata; Actinopteri; Labriformes; Labridae
Product: caveolae-associated protein 1-like
Exons: 2
Coding region: 305-1714 (469 amino acids)
Biological process (GO): termination of RNA polymerase I transcription; transcription initiation at RNA polymerase I promoter
Cellular component (GO): caveola; cytoplasm
Molecular function (GO): rRNA primary transcript binding
Source: RefSeq, a predicted model, not a curated record